Messenger RNA from Sceloporus undulatus (fence lizard), 1526 nucleotides. RefSeq names its product dual specificity phosphatase 11 (gene DUSP11). NCBI's taxonomy places the organism in Eukaryota, Metazoa, Chordata, Lepidosauria, Squamata, Phrynosomatidae. The coding region runs from base 105 to 1070 and encodes 321 amino acids. The record is from RefSeq and is a predicted model, not a curated record. Gene Ontology annotation, biological process: protein dephosphorylation. Gene Ontology annotation, molecular function: protein tyrosine/serine/threonine phosphatase activity; polynucleotide 5'-phosphatase activity. The transcript has 10 exons.
UCCGGCGCGCGGCUGUGACGUCACGAGAGCGCCGCCGCGUUCUCUCUCUGCGGGGCCUGAGAGCCGGAAGCGGCUGUCUGUCUGUUGGCCGGUCGUCCUCGGCGAUGGGGAACAAGAACAAGCUGCCGGACAGAUGGACUGAUUAUUUGCCUCUUGGGAGAAGGAUCCCUGGAACGCGCUUCAUUGCUUUUAAGGUCCCUCUUCAGAAGAGCUUUGAAUAUAGGCUUGCCCCAAAUGAGCGCUUUUCACCAGAAGACCUUCUCAAUCAAGUCAGAGAGCAGAGGGAAGAGCUGGGUUUGAUCAUUGAUUUGACAUACACGACCCGCUAUUAUGCGCCGGAGAAACUACCAGACACACUGAAGUACUGUAAGAUUUUAACCGUCGGCCACGAAGUCCCAGAUAAUGAAACAAUCCAUCAAUUCAAAAGCGUCGUGAAAAAGUUUCUGAUGGAGAACCAGCACAACGACAAGCUCAUUGGAGUUCACUGUACGCACGGCUUGAAUCGAACCGGUUACCUUGUUUGCAGGUACCUGAUUGAUGUCGAAGGAAUGGAUCCAAACAAGGCAAUAGAAUUGUUCAAUAGCAACCGAGGGCAUUCUAUAGAGAGGAAGAACUAUAUUGAAGAUCUGAGGAGAGGACCUAAGAGAAGGCAUGUCAGCAUGGCACCUCCUCCAUGCAGUUGGAUUAAGGAGCGCUCUGGUCCUACUCCGCAUCCAGAUUUUGAAAUUAUUGACUGUGGUCCACAGUUCCCGCAACCAUUCCCAUGGCAGGCACAAAGGCACUUUGCUCCAAAGAGAGGAAGGGGUGGACAAAGCCCACCCAGACCACCCCAUCAUUGGCAGAGUUUCACCACUCAUUACCAAGCUCCUCCUGUUCCCAGUCCUCAGUUCCCUGCGGCAGCCAGCUUCAUCCAGCAAAGGCCAAGCCCCAGUUUCAUACCCGACUAUGGGCUGCAGUACUCGCCUUACCAGCAACCGUCGCAAGGAUGCGGAGGCUUUGGUUUUCCAAGGCAGAAUUCCUAUGGUCCCCUGCAGCAGGGAAGACAUAGAAAACGCAGGAGAAAGCGCUGAAACUGCUACUGAUGGAAGCAUAACAGGAAGGAGGGCAUGAUCUCAUAGGAAGGGAAUAGAAGCUCCUCCCUGGUUGGUUAAUUUAUUCCGCAUUUGAGAAUUUGCUGGCUGGGUUUGUGCCACUUCUGUGUUUCCGAAAGACAUCUGGGACUUCCAGUCGCUGCAGCCGGUGGCUGUGUAUAAUUCUGCUGCUUUCUUUCAACAGAAGCAUGUUUUUAGUGCCUAAUCACAAAUGGACAAUAGCCAUUUUACACAGAAGGAUUCACAGGUGAUAGGAAGCCCUGACUAGCUGGUGUUCUCUUGAAAUUAAUUUCAUUCAGAGGUCAUACGUCGGAGAGGCAAGCCUCCCUCCUACAGAAGCUGCUGCCACAAAUGUUGUUUACAUAGCACCCCCCAAAUGUGUGUUACGUAAAAGAUAUGCCUUCCCCACCUCCUAUUAAAUGUGGUGCAACAAUA